AUGAUUUCACUACUGCCCUGUAACACCUCUCUUCAAACAUCCUUUCUCUUCAACCCCUCAAAGCUUCCAUACACGACACAAAUCCAAGCAUGCUUCAUACCACAAACCAAAACACCCCAGAGAAGAACACAAGUGAAAUGCAGUGCUGGAGAAAACAAGGGUGAGAGACGAACGUUUUUGACAUUGGAAGAAGCUGGUUUGGUCGAGAUAUCAGGCUUGACCACACAUGAACGCUUCCUAUGCCGUUUAACCAUAUCAUCCCUGAACUUGCUAAGAGUGAUAUCGGAGCAAGAAGGGUGUCCAAUCGAGGAGCUCAAUGCUGCCAAAGUUUGUGAUUGGUUCCUCAAAGAUAAGCUAAAAAGAGAACAGAACUUAGGCUCUGCUGUUCUUCAAUGGGAUGAUUCCGAGUUCCAAUUUUAA
Sphenostylis stenocarpa is the source of this 420-nucleotide messenger RNA. The record is from the annotation of a GenBank genome assembly. Lineage: Eukaryota; Viridiplantae; Streptophyta; Magnoliopsida; Fabales; Fabaceae.